AUGGGAGAUCCGGGACCUUCACAGCUCCAACGCUUCAUCCAACAAGCUUGCAGUCCCGAGAACUUCGAGCCAAAUCUUGCCAUGAAUCUGGAGAUUUCAGAUCUUAUAAAUUCGAAGAAGGGGAAUGCGCCAAGAGAAGCUGCGGUAGCUAUCGUCAAUUACAUCAAUCACCGGAACCCGAACGUGUCUUUGUUAGCUCUUGUCUUGCUUGACAUCUGCGUCAAGAACUGCGGAUACCCUUUUCAUCUACAGAUCAGUACCAAAGAAUUUCUCAAUGAGCUUGUUAGAAGGUUCCCUGAACGACCGCCGAUCAGACCGACUAGAGUGCAACAAAAGAUAUUGGAAGCAAUUGAAGAAUGGCGGGGUACUAUCUGCCAGACUUCUCGGUACAAGGAGGAUUUAGGCUUCAUCCGAGAUAUGCACAGGUUGUUGAGUUACAAGGGCUAUGUGUUCCCAGAGGUCAGAAGAGAAGAUGCUGCGGUAUUGAAUCCUAGCGAUAACCUUAAAUCGGCCGAGGAAAUGGAGGAAGAAGAGAAAGCAGCCCAAUCUGCCAAGCUGCAAGAACUCAUUAGACGUGGCGGACCAGAAGACUUACAAGAAGCAAAUCGAUUGAUGAAGGUUAUGGCAGGAUACGACACAAGACAAAAGACAGAUUACCGCGCCAAGGCAGCAGAGGAGGUAGGAAAGGUACAACAAAAAGCACGCUUGCUCGAGGAACGACUCGAAGAAUUCAAGCCGGGAGAUGUUAUGGUCGAGGGCGAUGUAUACGAGGAGUUGGCUUCUGCCUUGCAAAGUGCACAUCCAAAGAUUCAAAGGAUGUGCGAGGAGGAGUCGGAUGAUCACGAAGCUGUUGCGAAAUUGCUGGAGAUUAACGACAGUAUACACAGGACGGUGGAAAGAUAUAAACUCAUGAAGAAGGGUGAUGUCGAUGCUGCAGCCAAGAUUGCGAAAGGCACUCUUGGUACAAGUACUGGAGUCGGGAAGAAUGCCGAUAAUGAGCUCUCUCUGAUCGAUUUCGAGCCGGAAACAGAGACGAAUACCAAUGGGAGCGGCUCCGCUGCUGCACCUAGUGGCAGUCAGGGUGGUGGGUUAGAAGAUGAUUUACUUGGACUUUCAAUGGGAGACAGUUAUGGUCAAGGAGGUGGCAUUUCUUUGGGUUUUGGCAACAAUACAAAUCUUCCUGGACCUGCCCUAUUGUCAUCAACAAGCGAGCACAGCACAGCCAGAGGGCCAACUCCAACACGAUCUCCUGCCCCACCGAGCACUUCUGGUCAGCCUAAUUACUCUGCUUUCUCAACAUAUGGUGCAUCACCUUCUAUUCCCCAAGCUGCCCCGCAACCUACUUUAUUUCAGCAACAACAAUCACGGCAGGCAGCGGCUCCCCCACCACAACCGGCCAUGGAUCCUUUUGCAGCAUUAGCAUCUCCUGUUCGAGCCGCAACUCCUCAAAAGUCCAUCUUCGACUUUGGUAACCAUCAACCCCCAGCACCAGCUCCAGCAGCAACAGUACCAGCUGCUGAUGAUGAUGACUGGGCAUUCUCAUCUGCACUGCCUGAAGGUCCUCCUUCGAAUAAUAUCACAGUCAGUGACACCAGCCUGAACAUUUCAAUACACGUGACUCGUGACGCUGCCAACACGUCUGUCAUCACGAUGUCAUUAAGUUUCUCGAACCAAACCGACCAACCUAUAUCAGAACUCGAAUUCAAAGCAGCUGUGACAAAGGGCUAUACUCUGAAGCUUCAGCCACAAACAGGAAGAAGACUCCAGCCUCACGAACAAGCUGGAGUAAAGCAAGUGAUACAUUUACACGGAGCGGAGGAAGGAAAUGCAGGCGCAGUGAAAUUACGAUGGAAGGUGUCGUAUAAGGUGAACGCGCAACCGGUGAACGAGCAAGGGGAGAUUUCCUCUCUGGGGAUUGCAUGA
Mollisia scopiformis is the source of this 1923-nucleotide messenger RNA. Its product is annotated as VHS-domain-containing protein. Gene Ontology annotation, cellular component: trans-Golgi network. Lineage: Eukaryota; Fungi; Ascomycota; Leotiomycetes; Helotiales; Mollisiaceae. The record is from RefSeq and is a predicted model, not a curated record. The coding region runs from base 1 to 1923 and encodes 640 amino acids. The transcript is spliced from 4 exons. Gene Ontology annotation, biological process: Golgi to vacuole transport; Golgi to endosome transport; protein transport to vacuole involved in ubiquitin-dependent protein catabolic process via the multivesicular body sorting pathway. Gene Ontology annotation, molecular function: ubiquitin binding; phosphatidylinositol binding.